CACAUGCCCGGAUCUCUCUCUCUGUAUCCCUAGAUGGUCACCAUGGGCCAGUGCUACUACAACGAGACCAUCGGCUUCUUCUACAAUAACAGUGGCAAGGAGCUCAGCUCUCACUGGCGGCCCAAGGAUGUGGUUGUGGUGGCACUGGGCCUGACCGUCAGCGUGCUGGUGCUGCUGACCAACCUGCUAGUGAUAGCAGCCAUUGCCUCCAACCGGCGCUUCCAUCAGCCCAUUUACUACCUGCUCGGCAACCUGGCCGCGGCUGACCUCUUCGCUGGUGUGGCCUACCUCUUUCUUAUGUUCCACACGGGCCCACGCACUGCCCGGCUUUCGCUUGAGGGCUGGUUUCUGCGGCAGGGCUUGCUGGACACGAGCCUGACGGCAUCAGUGGCCACACUGCUGGCUAUUGCCGUGGAGCGGCACCGCAGUGUGAUGGCAGUGCAGCUGCAUAGCCGCCUGCCCCGUGGCCGCGUGGUCCUGCUCAUUGUGGGCGUGUGGGUCGCAGCACUGGGCCUGGGGCUGCUGCCUGCCCACUCCUGGCACUGCCUCUGCGCCCUGGACCACUGUUCACGCAUGGCACCCCUGCUCAGCCGCUCCUAUCUGGCUGUCUGGGCUCUGUCCAGCCUGCUCGUCUUCCUGCUUAUGGUGGCCGUCUAUACCCGCAUUUUCUUCUACGUGAGACGGCGAGUGCAGCGCAUGGCGGAGCAUGUCAGUUGCCACCCCCGCUACCGAGAGACUACGCUCAGUCUGGUCAAGACCGUUGUCAUCAUCCUGGGGGCAUUCGUGGUCUGCUGGACACCAGGCCAGGUGGUGCUGCUCCUGGAUGGUCUGGGCUGCAAGUCCUGCAACGUCCUGGCUGUAGAGAAGUAUUUCUUACUCUUGGCUGAAGCCAAUUCGCUGGUCAAUGCCGCAGUGUACUCGUGCCGAGAUGCUGAGAUGCGUCGUACCUUCCGUCGCCUCCUCUGCUGUGUGUGCCUCCGCCGAGCCUCCCACGAGUCUGUCCGCUACACAUCCUCUGCUCAGGCAGGUGUCAGCACUCGUAUCAUGCUUCCUGAAAAUGGCCACCCCCUGAUGGACUCCACACUUUAGCUACCUUGGACUUCAGCGGGAUGCAGCAAGCACCAGCUCUGCAGCCCCUGACAACUCAUGGAUGUGUCUGGCUUGUCCCAAGCAGUGGAGCUGAUUUAAAGGCAGACUCCCUGGUCUGGCAUGACACAGAACUACUGCCAGCCCUCCCCAGGCAAACAGCUCUGCCCACCCCAGGUCUGGGUUCAUCUCUAAGAGCUUGGGAGAGUCAGAUGGGGUGCAGGAAUCUGGCUCUGUUCAAUCAUCUCAGGUUUUGGGGCUUUUUAACAGACAUUUUCUGUUUUUACUGCAUAUCUCUGGUAAGAUCUGCAGACUGGUUCCUCCUAUGUGAUGCUGUGGGUAUUAAGGGUGGGAGAGAGGGAUGAGGGUUUUCUCACACCAUGCUGUCCAGUGUGAUAGGGUAACAGAGAUGGACCACAGACGCACCAUCUUCCUGUGGAUGUACUUUCACGGCACAGACUGAGGGGUGCUGAGCAUGACCUGGGGAAGGUUUGUGGCCCUUUGCAGCCUUCAGGGGCUGGUCUGUCCCCAUUGGAAUUGAAGGGAUACAUGGGGAGGGCAUGAUACAAGGAGUAAACCUUUCUCUGAGGUC
Carlito syrichta (Philippine tarsier) is the source of this 1678-nucleotide messenger RNA. It is a transcript of the gene LPAR2, whose product is annotated as lysophosphatidic acid receptor 2. The coding region runs from base 34 to 1089 and encodes 351 amino acids. The record is from RefSeq and is a predicted model, not a curated record. The transcript is spliced from 2 exons. Gene Ontology annotation, cellular component: membrane. Gene Ontology annotation, biological process: G protein-coupled receptor signaling pathway. NCBI's taxonomy places the organism in Eukaryota, Metazoa, Chordata, Mammalia, Primates, Tarsiidae. Gene Ontology annotation, molecular function: lysophosphatidic acid receptor activity.